Messenger RNA from Carica papaya (papaya), 1387 nucleotides. NCBI's taxonomy places the organism in Eukaryota, Viridiplantae, Streptophyta, Magnoliopsida, Brassicales, Caricaceae. The record is from RefSeq and is a predicted model, not a curated record.
AUGCAGAUUUGGGAUGUUGGCACCGGCCAAGGAUUCUCACAGUACUUAGAGCAUCAGAAGAGAGCCUGGUCAGUUGACUUUUCGCAAACUGACCCAAUGAAGUUUGCCAGCGGAAGUGAUGACUGUUCUGUGAAGCUGUGGAGCAUUAAUGAGAAAAGUUCGGUUGGCACCAUAUGGAACCCUGCCAAUGUAUGCUGUGUUCAAUUCUCUGCUUCCUCUGGUCAUAUGUUGGCCUUUGGAUCUGCUGACUACAAGGUCUACUGCUAUGAUCUUCGACAUGAUAGAACCCCAUGGUGCACAUUAGUUGGCCAUGAGAAAGCUGUAAGCUAUGUCAAAUUUUUAGAUGCAAAUACCAUUGUAUCUGCUUCCACAGACAACACUCUCAAGCUUUGGGACCUGAAUAAGACCAGUUCCACUGGUUCGGUUUCUGGUGCUUGCACCUUAACCUUUAACGGCCACACAAAUAAGAAGAAUUUUGUGGGACUAUCUGUCUUCGAUGGGUACAUAGCAUGUGGCUCAGAAACCAACGAGGUUUACAGUUAUUAUAGAUCUUUGCCAAUGCCAAUCACUUCUUACAAGUUUGGGUCUAUUGAUCCUAUUUCUGGACAUGAGACUGGUUAUGAUAUUGGACAGUUUGUUUCAAGUGUCUGUUGGAGACGGAAGUCAGGUAUGCUUGUUGCUGCCAACUCAACUGGAAGUAUGAAGCUACUGGAAAUGAUAUGAUAAGAGGUUUUCUUACUGGCAUUCCAGUUGAAGAACUUGUCUUUCGCCUUCUUGAUGUGAAAUUACUACCAGAAAUUUACACAGGCCGCCGAGCCCUCUCUUCUGUCUGGGACAUUUUCCUUGCUUCAGCCAGGUCCUGGACAGGGAAAACACAAAUCAGUUGCUUCUUUUGGCAGUUCACUUUCAUAAGUUCCUUGCUUAGAGCAAAAUAUGCAGGAAAUUUCAGUUCUGUCCACAGGCAUUAGGAUUGCAAAAAUAGUGAGGUCUCUGGGUGAUCAAUAUCAUGUUGUUAUAUGAUUCCUAAUGAUCAAGGAAUCAUAUUUAGUUCAUUUUAAUUCUCUUCUAGACAAGUUCCUAUAAGGCUGGGAAAAUAUUUGUAUAAGAUGAAUGAGCUGCAACUACUAAAAUUUUUCAUGGAGUGCAAGUGCUGCUCCGGCACCUGAUUUGCUUCUAUACUGACAGCUGAAGAACGAGUGUAAAUGGUUGGAACUUCCAGAAGUUGUAGAACUGUUAAAGGCUACCCUGUAAUUGCCCAUUGAAAGCGUACAUCCACAUACUAGUUGUGUGCAGUUUUCCAGAUCCUAAUGAUUGAUGUAACUCUAUUACCCUCUAUAUUUUCUUUGCAUAUAAAGUUUAUUAUACCUUAAUGAGGUUGUUCCACCUA